GGAAUGGGGAGACCUGGAACUGAGACCUCGACGUCAGGCGCAUGUUCCUUUCUUUUUUCCCUCCACACAACAAACUCCGGACGGUAUUCCGUAGGACCGCCGAGCAUCGCGAACCCCGUCCUGUCCCCGUCGCGUCCGCGUCCGCCUGAGCCACGGGUCAGAAUCACCAACUUGGAAGAACUAGACUCGCCUCGCGUUGGAUGGCGUCGACAUGGCUCGUUGUGCUGGGGCUCGCCUUCUGGGCGGCCAUAGCAGCUGCCUUGCCAGACGUCCCGUCGGUGGCCAACUUCAUGAGGAAGGCAACAGCCAAUGCCGUCGUCCUCGGCGAUUUCGUCUACGUUGACGGCGGCGAGAUGUCUCAGAAGGUGGAUGGAAAGGUUGCCACCUUCAAGGAUCGCGAUGGGAGUGUUAUCUUCUCGGUACAAGUCAACUCGACCGUGUCCAUCGACAUGUCCAAGUCCUGGACUAGCGAUAGCGUUGCUAUGCGAACUAUAAAAAAACAGGGCCCGCUCAAGACCAAUAUGCAGGCCUGGGCCGACAGGUCGGCAAACGUCUUUUACUCGUGGGGAGGCAAGUGGAUAAGGGGCUUCAACAUGACCGAGACGACGCUCUGGAAGUUCGCCGCCGACGGGAGCGGCGGCGGUACCUGGUCUGUUGCACCAGCCGCAAACCCAAGCCUCCUCAAUACACUCCACCCGGGAGAAUUCGCCGCCGUGGCUGCCACAAGCGACUCGGCCUUCGUCAUGGGUGGCGUCGCGUCGGGCUGGACCGAGCAGUUCCGCGCCAUCACGCAAACGCUGCCCGGAAUGGCCACGUACAACCUGUCGACGAGGGUGUGGCAAAACGGCACCACAAACUUUAGCCCCUUUGACAGAAUCGCCGGCGCCUCGGCCGAGUUUGUUCCCUCGUUCGGCCCCAACGGCCUCAUAUUCGCCUUUGGCGGCUUCGCCCCGCCUGCCGACGACCCGAACCCCGAUUUUGGAACGUCUCCAAACUUUGACUUGCAAAACUUGACCUUUUUCGACCCGCAGACCAAGAAGACAUACUCGCAGGUCACGACCGGUGACGUCCCGCCCUAUCCUCGGUCCGAGUUCUGCACCGCCGGCUUCUCAGAUCCCAGCGGCCGCCACGAAAUCUUCAUGUUUGGAGGGACCAACAGACGGGACAAGUUCGCGUACAACGACAGCUACGUGUUGAGUCUGCCCGGGUUCGUCUGGACCAAGCUUCCCGACUCUCCGGAUGGCGUACGGACCACGCAGGCAUGCGUCGUCGUCGGCAACCGGCAGGUCCUCAGCAUCGGUGGCGUCGACGGCUUCGGGAAGGGGUACAAUGACGUGGAUCCGGCGCCCCAGGGCCUACUCUUGUUCGACAUGGUGGACCAGAAGUGGAGCCACUCGUAUAACGCCAGCGCCCCCGCCUACGAGUCCCCCAAGGCGAUCCAGGACUUGUAUUCGGCUGGGUAGGUGUCAUCUUCGUAACCCAUGUACACCCAAGGCGCGUGGCUAACUCUAUUCCUCGCCCAGGGUACUCUC
This is a messenger RNA of Lasiosphaeria miniovina, 1532 nucleotides long. RefSeq lists its product as uncharacterized. Gene Ontology annotation, molecular function: protein binding. The transcript has 3 exons. The record is from RefSeq and is a predicted model, not a curated record. Lineage: Eukaryota; Fungi; Ascomycota; Sordariomycetes; Sordariales; Lasiosphaeriaceae. Bases 201 to 1463 code for a protein of 420 amino acids.